UUGAUAUGCCUGCUAGUGGAUUUCUUGUUUUUAUUAUUUCUCCCCGUUUUUGGCGUCUCGCUAAGCGUGUCUCGUGCUGUCCGGCCCGCUGCCAGCUCACCAGCGCGCGGAGGGGUUUCUGCAUGACGGGCUGAUGGAAAACGCCAGAGAUUUGGCGGAGCGUCCGUCCAGAAAGCGUCGGGACUCCUUCGGGACGCUGGACGGCCUGGAGGAGGAGCGCAGCAGCUGCAGCGAGGAGUCCAGCGGGGCGAGCGGCUCCAGCGCCGAGGAGAGCGAGGACGAGGAGCUGGGAGGGGGAGGGGCUCCGCUCGCUCCCCCGUCCUCCUCCCCCUGCUCCCUGACCCUUAUCAAGACCAACGGGCAGGUGUACACCUACCCUGACGGCAAGGCAGGCAUGGCGACCUGUGAGAUGUGCGGCAUGGUCGGGGUCAGAGAUGCUUUCUACAGUAAAACAAAGCGGUUUUGCAGCGUCUCCUGUUCCAGAAGUUACUCCUCCAACUCCAAGAAGGCCAGCAUUCUCGCCAGACUGCAGGGGAAGCCACCCACCAAGAAGGCCAAGGUUCUGCAGAAACAGCCUCUGAUGGCCAAGCUAGCCGCCUACGCUCAGUACCAGGCCAACCAGCAGAGCAGCAAAAAGAGCGGUGGGUCCUGCAGGCGGCAGGCAGUUUCCGUGGACGCAUUCGACUGGGGCCGUUACCUAGGAGACGGGGAUGUGAAGGGAGCACCGGUCAGCUGCUUCAAGCAUGUGCCGAUGGGGAAGUCCUGGGGCGACAUCAGUGAGGGGGUUCGGGUCGAAGUCCCCAACACUGACAGUGGACUGCCGAUGAAAGUCUACUGGAUAGCCGGCAUCAUCAAACUGGCUGGUUUUAAGGCCCUGCUGCGGUACGAGGGCUUCGACGGCGACUCGGCCAGAGAUUUCUGGUGUAACCUGUGUGUGCCGGACAUCCACCCCGUGGGCUGGUGCGCCGCCGGGGGGAAACCUCUGGUCCCGCCCAAAUCCAUCCUGCACAGAUGCACCAACUGGAAAAGUUUCCUGGUCAAAAGACUCACAGGAUCCAAAACGCUGCCGCCAGACUUCUACAGCAAGGUGCAGGAGAGCAUGCAGUUUCCCUUUAAGAAGCUGAUGCGGGUCGAGGUCGUGGACAAAACUCACCUGUGCCGGACUCGAGUCGCUCUGGUCGAACAGGUGAUCGGCGGGCGGCUGCGGCUGGUGUACGAGGAGUGUGAGGACGGGACGGACGACUUCUGGUGCCACAUGUACAGCCCUCUGAUCCACAGCAUCGGCUGGUCGCGCUCCAUCGGACAUCGCUUCAAGAGAUCCGACGUGUCGAAGAAGCUGGAGGGUCAAGUGGACGCUCCGGGACAGCUGUUCGCCAAGGUGAAGGAAGUGGAUCAGAGCGGCUCGUGGUUUAAAGACGGGAUGAAGCUGGAGGCCAUCGACCCUCUGAACCUGUCUGCCAUCUGUGUGGCUACAGUCAGGAAGGUCCUGGCAGAUGGAUACCUGAUGAUCGGCAUCGACGGCUCGGAGGCGGCCGACGGCUCCGACUGGUUCUGCUACCACUCCACCUCGCCCUCCAUCUUCCCCGCCGGCUUCUGCGAGAUCAACGACAUCGAGCUGACGCCGCCCCGAGGUUACACCAACCUGCCGUUCAGAUGGUUCGACUACCUGAGGGAGACCAGCUCUGUGGCCGCUCCCGUCAGCCUCUUCAAUAAGGAGGUCCCGAACCACGGCUUUCGCCCCGGCAUGAAGCUGGAGGCGGUGGACCUGAUGGAGCCGCGGCUGGUCUGCGUCGCCACGGUGACGCGCAUCGUGCACCGGCUGCUGCGGAUCCACUUUGACGGCUGGGAGGACGAGUACGACCAGUGGGUGGACUGCGAGUCGCCCGACCUUUACCCCGUCGGCUGGUGCCAGCUGACCGGCUACCAGCUGCAGCCGCCCGCCGUCACCGCAGGCUCCAGGGAUCUGCCUGCAGGAGCGUCCAAACAGAGGAAGAAAUCCCAGCAGUACAAGGGACAGAAGAAAAAGAGGAAGUUUCCAAUCGGUAAACGGCCCGUCAGCCUGUCGGGCGCCGUGGUAACGGGCGUUCCCAGGAACCUAUCAGGAGACGAGAACAUGACCCCACCCGACUACCCAUCACCCCCCACUCCCGCCUCGGCGGCUCAGCCGACCUCAGCGGAGCCGGAGACCUGCCCUGACACUGAGGGGAGCGCAGGUGCGGAGGUGAAGGAGGAGAGCGCCGAGCGGGCGGAGCUAAACUCUGAAAAGACUGAAACGGAAACCAACGGCCCUUCUGCAGAAUUCUUUAUCAGUCAGGAGCCUUAAGACCCGUCCGUCCAUCCAUCCUCCUCCUCAUCCCUCCAUCCAUCCAUCCAUCCCUCCAUCCCUCUCUUUCUCUCCUCACAGUCGGCUUGUUCUGAAGACCAGCCGUCAGUUUCAUCUGAACAUCUGCUGAGGUUCCUUCGGGCUGGAAAACCUCUUUCUACCGAUCAGAUCAAGCAGAAAACUCAUGAGGUGGUUUGGAUUUGGGUUCUUACCCACCGAGUGACUCGUCCUCCGGGUUUGACCCGUUAACUCCUCACCGGGGUUUUUCUUCUCCAAAAUCAGUUUGGAGUUGAUCUGGAUCAGCAAACCACACUGGAGUUCGGAUCGAGACGCAUAUUUUUGUCCGAAUGUGAGCCGAGACGGGAGCGUAGGAACCGAGGCCGACCCAAACCCGACAGGCUUUUUGUGUCCAAACCCGACCUGAGCCGCAGGUUCUGCUCGUCCUCCAUCGCUGGGUAACCACCUGAAACAGCCGACCUGAACCCUACCAGAACCCGAACAUAACUCCGGGCCGGCUGUCCUUACUGUAAACUGCACCGUUCUGAAGCUGAAAAACAGUUUUGAAGGAUUCACAGCGGCACAUGUUUGCCAUUGAAUCUUCACCGUCGCUCUCUCCGGCCGCCUCGCUUUCAAAAUGUUGGAGCUGCUUUAUCUCCUAGAUGCGCUCACUUCCAUCCUGCAUCGCCGUCUCCACCCCUCUGAGCUCCAUUUGGCAUCAAAAACAAUCUCACCCUCGGUCUUUCCUUCCCUCUUCUCAUCAGAAACAUCACUCUUUGUCUCCUGACCAUCUGAUUCCCUCUUUUCCCCUGGAAAAAAAAAAACAAAACAACAACAACCAAACAAACUUGUGGUUUGGGUUUCACAGCGGUGAUCCGCGCUCAUCAGCAAAACGACCUGAACUGAGAAAUUAGUUUAAGAAGAGGAGGAAGAAAGAAGGGGAGGAAGAGGUGCGAUGAGGACGGUGGCUGUUUGCACCGCUGCUUGUCUCUGGGUCCUGGAAGAAAAAAGGGAUCAAAAGUGGAAAAACAAAAAAAGACAAAACUUUUGUACGGUGAUUUUUCAACGCCAAGAUCUUUGUUGUCCGUGUGUUUCUGCGUGAUGCGUUCGAGGGUCAGCAGUCCAACGUGUUAAUCAUAGCAAAUACUGUGUAACGUGGAUGAUUAGGAGUGACUUGGAAACAGGGUGUUUGACAGCGUGUGUGUGUGUGUGUGUGUGUGUGUGGCUCGGACACUGUGCUGAACAAACAGACCAAACCUUUCUGGUACCAACCUCCCGUCACGACGCCACGAAACUCAAAACCACAGCGAAAACAAAAAACAAGCAGAAAGUGCGUGUGUGUGUGUUUGUGUGUGUGUGUAGUUCAGCGGUUUUCUGUAACGGUGUGAGUUCAGACGCAGCGACACGUCUGCACCCCGAAUGGUCAGAGCUUGAAACGUGUCCGUGGAAAAUUGCACUAAGCGAUCGGUGACGAGUGUGUGACGGUGUUCACCGGAGAACCGAGGAUUUUAGACGUAAAGUUUUGUGAGGAAAAUAAAACGCGUCCGCUUUAAAUGUGACUGUGAAGCAAGGUGCUGAGGGAAAACAGCUGAGUCAUUAUUCCCUCCAUUUAAAAAAAAAAAAAAGAAAAAAAACACUAAACAUAAAUACA
Myripristis murdjan (pinecone soldierfish) is the source of this 3971-nucleotide messenger RNA. RefSeq names its product MBT domain-containing protein 1-like. Gene Ontology annotation, biological process: negative regulation of DNA-templated transcription. Gene Ontology annotation, cellular component: nucleus. NCBI's taxonomy places the organism in Eukaryota, Metazoa, Chordata, Actinopteri, Holocentriformes, Holocentridae. Gene Ontology annotation, molecular function: chromatin binding; zinc ion binding. The coding region runs from base 134 to 2323 and encodes 729 amino acids. The transcript is spliced from 18 exons. The record is from RefSeq and is a predicted model, not a curated record.